UAAAUCAUCAGGGGAAAUGUUCGUUCAAUUACAAAACGAAAGAUAUAUCGCUAAAGUAAGAGGUUUUAGUGCCUAACACACGUUUCCUUCUCUAUGGGGUUUAUGUGUGUAAGGGAAGGGCACCUCGUGUGGUUUCUACGGUCCUGAGACGAAGUAACAGUAUCGUAUGACUAUACGUUAAAUGAAAGGCCCGUUAAAAAUGUUAGUUUUUGGAUUUCGAAUAUUAUAUUAUUUCUCGUAAUAAUUCGUAUCAGAGUCCCCAAACUUUCGUAUCCUGAAAUUCUUAAUUUAACUCCUUAAAUUCUCAAGUAUUCAAACUCUAAAAUUCCCAAAGUCCGAAGUUUUAAAUCCACAAAGAUUCUCCAUAUACAAUCAUGGUAUAUGAUAUUGCCUACUAUUAUUCUAAAAAAAAUACUGAUCAUCCGAGAUUUGAUAGUUUAUAUUUGACACAUGUAUUUCAUUUAAAAAGAUACUUCCAAGAAAAACGGCACUUUCGGAAUAUCGUUCGAAGAUCGAUACUAAUAUUUCGAACGAUUUAAUCGGUUUGUUAUAGUACCGACUGUUAAAGAUUACUGCUGACAAGAUCAGUAACGGUCGGUUUACAUUAACAUGUGUAAUUUUAUUGUCCAGACUAGAAGAACAUUAAAAUGGCCAGGGUUCGGAUAGAGCGAGGUACGGUGCUGCAGUAGUCGAGGUGGGGGGUGGUGCGACGCAUGCGCAGUGAUGUACUCGUGCCCAGCUGUGCACGAACGUGAAAUGCGGCGCGGCUGGCGGUGGUGGCUGCUAGGAAAGCAAGCGAGCGAACGAGCGAGUAAGCGAGCAAGCAAAACAGGCAGAGGCUGCCCUCCUGUCUCCCCCACCCGUAGUAUGCCUCGCAGAGCCCAUGGCCUCCGUACACACGGAGGAGAGUGAGGCAGCCCCAGCCGCUCCUCACGUCAUCCGUUGAGAGAGAGACGACGGGCCUCGACACGGCGAGGAGCAAUAAUUCUAACGAGCCAAGAUGGCGGCGGACACGGUGGCCCUGUCCGCACUCACGCUCGCCAGGGGCGACAAGAUCCUCGUGACCGUCGAGUCCGCGCUACCGGACAUCGUUGUCGUGUCCUUCGUUCACGGUGCCAAGUGCUUCCAGGGCGCGUUGCUUGACGCCACCAAGAGAGGUCUCCCGUGUGGCGUGCAACCCCCGGAACCGGUGCCGGAUCCCGAUGGCGACAAAUUGGCCACGAUCGCAGCCCGUUUCAGCUAUUUCCAAGAGAGAAAGAGUUCGCUCGCCUCUGCGAAAGUUGAUCUUCGUAGGAACAUCAAUCCACCGGCCAGGUACAAGAAUGCACGACCAACGGUCAGGCUCAGGCCACGGCAGGUGUUGUGCAGUAAGUGCAGGUCGAUCUGCAACGAGAACAGCGAGAACGUGGAUGUCAGUAGAAAACGGAAACACGAGGAAGCGCAGUCGGAACAGCAGCAGAAUUCGCAGCAGCCCCAGGUCACGGGUCAUGGAUCCACCAGGAGGAGCGAUCGACGUUGCGGUCAACAGCCUCAGAAAACCUCGAGAGUGUUGUUCUCUCAGUGUCAGUCUGAAAACAUCAAGUCCUCGUCGUCCACCGAGCUGAGCCCCGAUUCGUCGAAGCUUGGACCGUCUCUCAUACCGAAGAUCUCGAGACUACAGCCGAACGAGAUCAACAACGCCAUGCAGGGAACUGAAAAAGUGAAGCUCGGUCAAUCGUACUGGAACAACCGAGCCGACGAGGGAGAUUCGGCGGCUAACGCGAUCGAGCCAACGGAGGAGCGCAUGGAGUCAACGGACUGCGAUAGUAAUCCGUCAAUGGCGUACUGUGCCACGCCCAGAAGACUUAGUAGUUCGUCGGUAGAAAGUGCAAAGGUACCCGAGGAAGAGGAGAAGAAGACGUUCGCGGCAGCGGAUUCGACAAUGAGGCCAAGAGCCGGUCGAGUACCUAGGAAGAAACGAUCCGUUGGAUCGAUGGAGGAUCUGUGGGACGAGACCGUGUUCGAGGACCCGACGAGAACGGCCAGAACCACGCCGGUGAUUAAGAUCUCCUUUGGUGCUCAGGGCGAAGGUACUGUACUGAAGAUACCCUCGAAGAUACAAGAUCCAGAGUACGAACAGGAAACCGACGAUGCCGAGGACGUACAAACGGAGACGGAGAGAGAUCCACUGGAAUUACCGAGGACUUUCGACAACGAUUAUACUUAUCGCGAGGACGCCGAGGAGGAUGGACAAGAACAGGUGGAUCCUCAGAAACAAGGUGUGAAGGAUGCCAGUGCUAAAGCGGCGAAGCGAGCGUUGAAAAAGGCAAAGAAGGAAGCCAGAAGAAAGAUGCUCGGUGGUGUCUCUCCAGCGAGAUCCCCUUGUAACGGAUCUCCACGGUAUAAUCCCACGUACGACUCCUUAUCGUAUCACCGUCGCAAGCAUAAAGUGAAGCAUAAAAAAAAGCACAAGGAAGACCGGAAACAUAAGAACCAGCAGCAUCAGCAGCCCUGUCUGGAGUCCGGCAGCACCGAGAAUCAGCAAAACUGGAAUGUACUGCCGGGUAGCGAAUCGUACACAGCCAUAAAGGAGCAGUGCCUCAAGCAAAAAUUAUCCAUAUCUCUAAAGAGAUUGAACACAAACGCUUAUGCCAGAUGUGAUUACCCUGUGAGCAAUGCCUCUUCCGGUUGUAAGAGUCCUGGUGCCAGCAGCGACGAAUUGAGCGAACAAGAACCCGAGGUGGACGCUGGUGAAACUGCACCUGACUUUCCACCGCAGUCGCAUCCUCUGAUGAUGCGCCUAGCCGCGACACCUGUCGAACAUUGUCUCACCGCUAAUGGCAGAAGAAUGGACGUUGGUGAUGUUGUGUGGGGGAAGAUUCAUGGGUUCCCUUGGUGGCCUGGAAAAGUUCUUAGCAUCACAGUUUCUUGUAAAGAAGACGGCACAUCUUCUGGGCCACAGGCUCACGUUGCCUGGUACGGGUCUUCGACAAGUUCUCUGAUGUCGUGUGAUCAGUUGAGUCCAUUUUUGGAAACGUUCAAGACACGGUACAAUAAGAAGAAACGAGGGCCGUACAAGGAGGCGAUACGACAGGCACAGAACGAAGCUCGAAAUCAGAUCACGCCAAACUCGACGAGCAGCGUGUUAAACGUUUGUGGCUCACCGCGCGAGGUCAACGUUCUUUCCUAAGGGAAGGUGCACGCCACUCGACACCAUUCCUUACUGCCGAGUAUCCGUCGGUCGAGAUAAUUCAAGCGACGGAUCGAAAUCGUCAUGUAAUAUAUUACAAAUUUUGUACAUAAUGACUAGCAUUAAUGAAAUAGCUUUUUGAUCGAUGUUCCGAUCAACGGUCACGCCUGCCGUCGUUCGCGACGAUUCAUGGUGAACAGACUCCGAAUGAAGUUUACUGCCAUCACUGGCAAUGUCCUUUCUUUCAUUUUCUUUUUUUAUUCUUAGCUUUUUUUCGAGCGAACAUUUAGCAGAUAAGAAGUAUCUAGAUAGGGUGUAACGUAGAGAUAAUAACGUCGUCUCUCGAGAAUAAUUUCGUACUAAAAUGAAAAAAAAAGUAUGCGACUUCUACGAUAGGUACACACAUACACAUACAUACACACACACAGACACGGGUGUCGUCGUGUUUCAUUAGUUAGCGAUACUCGUUACUUAAAUUCUUUCUUGUAUACGUAUAUGUAUGUAUACAUAUAUAUGUAUAUUUGUAUUAACGAUUUCAUUGUGAUCAUUAUCGGAAAAAUCGUACGUACUAUGAUCCAGUGUGGGCAGUGAAUCUUCGAUACAGUCCGUAGACGUUGCUGAAUAGAACACGAUCGAUGAAUUACUCGAUCUGUCGUGGUAUCAUGACGGAAUCAAGAACGUGGACAAUACCUUUGACAAAGUGAAGUUACCCACGAUACUUUAACUACUUCUUUGCACGAAGAAUUGCUAAAUACCAGUGAGGUUUUUAUCGAAAGAAUGGAACUGUAAGUUUUAAAUCGUAGAGCGAGUACUUUUAAGCAACCUAGUAUAAAUGAUUGAUUCUAGCCAUUGGAACGAAAGGUUUUCUUUUAAUAGAAGAGUAGAUCCUCUUUACUAUUUUUUAAUUACCGAGUACGCGAAAGCAUUAGAGCAUACUUGAAUACGAGAUUUUAUCUGAUUUUACAUAGAAUACAAAGAAAAUAUUUUUAAUUCAAUACUUCCAUGUAAAAAGGUAGUUCGUUCCAAUUGCAAGAACCAUCUUACGUAGUCGAAAUCAAUGCAACUUCCUAAAAACGAAAUAAUUAUUAAAUUAAAUCUACUUCAGAUUUCGUUUUUCGUGCUUUAGCAGAACAGAUUACGAAUAGAACACUUCGCGAAUGUUUUGUACUCCGCAUUCUUUGUUAACUGAAAAGCAAAGUUAAGCGUGUGACAGCGAAGUAUAAUAUUAUUUUAUUGUACAGAUAUUUAUUGUUAACAUUCACAAAUCCGAUUCGUUAUUGUAAUGGUAAAAAAAUUACAGUUAUAGCGAAUUAAAAUUUUAAGUAUCAGUUACUUAGCGUUAUUGAUUCUCUGACAAAUUUUAGUUUAUUAGCUGAAAUUCGUCGUAGCAGACUGUUACACAGUUUUCAGUUCCAAGUUUCAUGAUUCAUAUUUCAAGAUCAUGCGCUUAACUUGACAACUUUGUUUACGCUUCGUGCCAACACUGCCAAGGAAUGCAAUUGCUGCUCCGAAUGAAUUUGAUCACUCAAAGAACAAUGUUCAUUCUCAGAACCCUAAGGUGAUCCUUGUCAAGAUAAUCGGGGUGAAUUUCGAAUAUUAACCUGCAAAAAUAAAACUAAUUGUAAUAUACAUUUAAGCUUCUUUCUAUCCUCUUAAAAAAAAAGAAAAAAGGAUAAUCGAAAUUCACUCGUCUAUGUUUAAUUAUUGUCAUAUCAACGUUAUGGAAACAUUUUAUUAAAAAUUAUUGUUAUACUGGUUCCGAUCACGCGUAUUCCAGUCUGUUGACGGUUUUCUUCCGUUUUAGAUUUCUUUUUCUGUGUCGAUUACGGUACAAUUAAAUCGAGAUUUUAAUUGACCGUCUAGCGAGGGAAAUAAAUAAUUUACUGCGACGAUUAGUACUUAAGAGUUCUCCUGCUUCGACUUUCUUUUUCGCGAAGGUCUGUCACUGCCUUUACAGACUUUCUUUCUUUAUUUUUUUACAUUUAGUCGACUGUGUUCAAGCUCUAUCGCUCCAUCGAUCACGAGAUCAAUUUUCAAAAAUAACCCUCUGUUAUAAUAUAAUAAUCACAGAACGUGAAGUUUAUAUAAGCGUUUUGACGAAAGAGUUAGUCCACCGUAAAGGAAGAUAAGUAUGGAGCGACAAGGAUCGAACGAAACGUAAAAAAGUAAACAAUUACGAAAAUGAUUUAGCGAAUGAGUGCACAUGCGAGAGUAAGAAGAAGCGAUAAACUGAGAUGUUUUUUAAGUAACUGUGAUUUUUUCAAAUGUUUUAUAUUAUAUACAUAUAUAUACAUGUGACAUAAAUAUGACGAAUUAAUUUCUAACGCAUAAUAUAAACGAGAAAAAUUUGUUGUUUCGAUGUCGCUGUGUUUAUACGAACAUCGUAGAAUGAUUCGUUCGACUAACAUAUCGAGUAGAAGCGUACCGAACCAAUUGAUUCAUCGUAACUCGAUCCGUGAUUAAUCAGGAUCAUUAUUAUUAUUGCGAUUAGGUAUGUGCGAGUGAUGCGUUGCCUAAAAAAAAGUAAAAAAAAAGACAAAAAACAAAAAAAAAAUCUUUACGAAUGAAGUUCCAUUGUCGAUUGCUUGCAUUGUAAAAAAAGAGCCUCGUGUCAUCGUUGUCGCGUAUCCUUCAUUGUGUAAUUGGCGACACGUGCACACGAUCACACGUACACGUAAUACGUAUGCAACAUACACAUACACUUCUACACGUAGCUUAUGUGUUCAUAUAUAUACUUUUCGUCGAAAGGAUCGCCGUUCGCUGUGUCGCAAUUUGUCAAUUACUUUCGUUCUGCUUAACAUCGGUUCACCUUUCGUCGAGCUAACGAAUUGCUAGAAUUGCCGAAAUUUGCGAGGUGCACAAUUUUUGAGCUUUGCAUAAUUAUGAAGUAUUUACAAAUUUUUAUAAUUAUGGAUUCUUUGACAAUUUAGACUUUUUCGAAUGACGAAUCCUUCAUAAUUAUGUGAAAUUUGAGCUAAUUUCUCAGAGGUGUACACUUUCAUUGGUAAAAGAAACGUCAUACAACCCUUCUAAUUUUUAUGAAUUCAUAGAAUAGUCAAUGUUUAAAAUAUUUUUUAACGAAAGUAAUUUGAUGAAAAUUAGCAGUAACCUUUAUAAAAAAUUGUACUUUAAUUUAUAAAGUCGUGUAAAUCUUUUCAUGAAAGUUAGGAGGAGAGGUUUGACGCUGUUAAUCGAAUUUAGUACUUAAUCGACAAUAGAGAAUGAUAAUAUUGUUCGAUCUUUGGGGUGUGAACGUACUCUCUAUUUUCAAUAAAAUAAAUUGUGAAGAGAAACAGUGACGCUAACGAUUCGUAGUGAACUGAAGCAUCCGAUAUCUGUAAUAUUUUGAACAAGUUGACUGCCAUAAGGGUCACCAGUAGGGUUGUAAAACGAAUAGUUGAACUAUUCGAUAAUUUCCAACAUUCGAAAUGUUCGAAUUUCGAAUUGCACCGAAUACUCCCACGUUUCGAAUAUUGGAAUGACUUUCGAUAAGAUCUGUUUAUUUGCUCGUUUGCAACUUUAGUUAGUCCGAUUUGAACAAGUAGCAUCGUAACACGAGGGGAGUCUGAUACAUAGAGUAUGUAUCUUUUUUAUCUUGACGAUAAAAUGGUUGAUGUCGAGUGUUUUUGUAACUUCUCGAAGGCAUCGACGUUUCCCAAAUUAAUUGGGAGCCAUGAAUAUUUUCGCAAACACAGUAUUUUAGUCUGUACAAGUGCAAAUUCCAUAGGACAACCUUUCGGUAGGGUUUGUAAAAAAAAAUGAAACAAGUCGAAUAAAGAUAUAUAGAUAUAUAUAUUUUUUUUAUCAAACAAUACACACACACACAUACACGUAAACACGAAUAAUGUGUAAUAGUUUAGUGAAUGAUACGGCUUUUUGUAACAGUUCGAAAACGACAUCGCUGCGGUAGCAUCCUCUCUUUUUUUGUAUCUCUGUUCUGUCGUUGUGAGGGUGUGUUGCAAUAAACUUGAAUUUUUACGUAUCUGGAUCAAUUCACGAAGGAAUUCAAAGGACAAUCGAAACGUAUAGACUCCUUGGUCCUCUAGACUUUCCCAUGAAGCUAAAUUUUCAUCUCUUCCUCGCACUUCCUCUUUCGAAUUCCUCUCUUACGAAUCAAGUGUAGAUAAUUUUAUGUUGGUUUUUAAAGGAGAAUCUCGACAAAUGUGCAUCCGAACUCGUUACUAUCAUCAGACGCUAAGUAAAAUAACGCUCGAUCCGCGUUAUCGCUGAAUCUCCGUUAAUGCUUCACCACUAACCCUCGUCGAUUAUGGAACAAGGGGAGAAAAAAGGGGAACAGCUUUUUUCAUUAUCUAGAUGAUCUCAUUUUCUGCCUGUAGUCUCGAUAUAGCGAGGUCGUAAAUAAAAUCCUAGAUACACACUGAAAUUUUCUAGGAUACUGCAUUACAUUUCGAAUUAUAAUAAUUCAACAUUGUAAUAAUAAUUGGAACAUUUGGAUUCGUCGAGUUAAUAAAAAAUUUUCAAAUUUCAUAAAUUGAUUGACAAAUUUUUAAAUUUCUUUUGGAUUUUAGUGACUUUAAUUUUGAUAACAUUUAACAACGCAAAAUCGUUGUUAGAACAUAUCAAUGCUAGAACGUGUACAAUUUAAAGCUUCUGCCACGAUUAAUUCUUAUCAUUGCACGGUCGAGGAACACCAAGUUUACUCGUUUCGCAAUCAGUAGCAUCGUGAACUCGCUGAAAGCGAUUCCGACAAUUGAAUAAUUGAAUCGCGGUCGGUACAAUAACAUGCUGAACGAUUAAGUCGUGAAAAACGUUUCGUAAAAAAGGGUUUUAGUGAACAGGAAACAUCGUUUUAACACGUUGAAUGCUGCAGUGAUGAAAAUUAUGUACGAUUUCAUAUUCUAAAAUUGUUCGGAGUGCUUAAUUUUGUGGAAUUGAAAAAUUGGGUGAAGAAACACUGUGACUAACAAUUUAAAUACUCGAGGUUAGCUUUUUAUACUUUGCACACCAUAGUCAAAAUUAAAAAAGAUUUGUGACAGGGUGACCCUCGUGACAUUCAACGUGUUAAACUCUGGUGGAAAUUUUGAAGAGUUACCGCGGAUUAAACCGGAAGAUUGAUCGACGGCCGAAGAUAUUUUUAGAGUUAUCAGUGUCAUUUAUCAGCGUUCGAUUACGAGUGUUCCGAAGAAGCGUUAAUUGUUUCAAUCGCUUUAUCUCCGAACUAUCUUUUCUAUCACAACGAAUUUGUCAAGUUUAUGAAUUCACCGAUUUGUACGUUCAGAAAUCAAUUUUCUUCGUCGGAUCUUUCGGAAAAAUUCUUUUCAACAUUUACAAACUCACAACAUAAUUAGCAUGCUUCCCCUUAAUUUUUACGAUAUAUCUUCCUCAUGAUUCAACAGAUUCAAAGAAGAAAAUUGAAUUUUCUCCAAUCGUUGAAAUCUUCAAACCUUGUUUCGCAAAGUAACGAAAUUAUCUUGCUCAGACUUUAUGUUGAAAUAAAAUUGCAUCGAGGCUAAUCGAUAAGGAAUAUUGUAUAUUAAUAAACAAUUCUUGUAACGAUUUCGUAAAUCA
Messenger RNA from Megachile rotundata (alfalfa leafcutting bee), 8698 nucleotides. RefSeq lists its product as uncharacterized. Lineage: Eukaryota; Metazoa; Arthropoda; Insecta; Hymenoptera; Megachilidae. Gene Ontology annotation, molecular function: chromatin binding. The record is from RefSeq and is a predicted model, not a curated record. Gene Ontology annotation, cellular component: chromocenter; nucleus.